This is a messenger RNA of Heteronotia binoei (common prickly gecko), 1879 nucleotides long. It is a transcript of the gene CHTOP, whose product is annotated as chromatin target of PRMT1. Lineage: Eukaryota; Metazoa; Chordata; Lepidosauria; Squamata; Gekkonidae. The record is from RefSeq and is a predicted model, not a curated record. The coding region runs from base 238 to 978 and encodes 246 amino acids. The transcript is spliced from 6 exons.
GCAGGCGCAAAGCCGGCGAGGAACGCGGCGCCAUUUUGCCGGGUUCCUGUGAGGGGGGACGUGGAGUAGAGAGGGGAGGCCGCUGAAGCCGGGCUCGGAGUCGCCGCCACCAUCCCGCACUUCGCAUUCAGGGCGCCUGAGGGCGGGGGCCAGACUGAGCCUAGCCUCCCGCCGCCGCCGCCACCACAACCGACGGAGCAGAGCCAGUCCCGCCCCCGACGGUUCUGGGGACCCGAGAUGGCUGCGCAGUCCGCCCCGAAAGUUGUGCUCAAGAGCACCACCAAGAUGUCCCUCAACGAGCGCUUCACUAACAUGCUGAAGAACAAACAGCCGAUCCCCGUCAACAUUCGCGCCACUAUGCAGCAGCAGCAGCUAGCCAGCGCCCGCAACAGGAGGCUGGCCCAGCAGAUGGAGAACAGGCCUUCUGUGCAGGCCGCCUUGAAGCUCAAGCAGAGCUUGAAACAACGCCUGGGGAAGAGCAACAUCCAAGCGCGCUUGGGCCGACCGGCGGGACCUCUGGCUCGCGGAAUGCUAGGGGCCCGAGGGCUGCCCAUGGGUCAGAGAGGACUGCCCCGAGGAGCCAUGCGCGGCGGGCGUGGAGCGAGAGCGUUGCUACGGGGAGGAAUUCCCCUCAGAGGACAAAGUUUACUUCGGGGCGGGCGUGGCCUCUCUCCUAGGAUAGGCCUGAGAAGAGGAGGCCUCAGAGGGCGCGGAGGGCCUGGAAGAGGUGGGCUCAGCAGAGGCCCCAUGGGGCGUGGCGGAAUCGGAGGCAGAGGUCGCGGCAUGGCAGGCCGGGGCAGAGGCGGCUUCGGGGGCCGCGGGAGAGGCAGAGGGCGAGGCAGAGGCUCCGCCCGCCCGGCCCUGACCAAGGAGCAGCUGGACAACCAACUGGACGCCUACAUGUCCAAAACGAAAGGACACCUGGAUGCCGAGCUAGACGCCUACAUGGCCCAAACAGACCCAGAAGCCAACGACUGACGCCUGCUGCCCGGAGGCCCCUGUUGAGAUAGUCUUGUCUGUUUUCCUCCCCACCGCCCCUUCUGUAAGCCAUGAACAGCCACGGCUGAUCAGGCGAAGCGUCAGGGGCGGGGGGGGCCUUGCCAGCCUGAGGGGUGGGGAGGGGCAGGAGCUACAACUUUAACGUGUUCCUUUUACAUUUUGAUACUCUGCUGUUGUACAAAUUGUGGGGGGGGGGGGAGUUGUUUUUUUACAUAAAUAUAUACAAAUGUUUCUUAGCUUGGAACAUGAAUGUGACUCGACCUGCCGUCCCCAGGUUGCUCGGUGAAGCGAAAGUGCUGAGCUGUAAUCCGCCCUCCCCUUCCCUUCCCUAUAAAGCAGGGAAACCUUGCAUGUGUCACAGCUCUUUCUUUUCUCCACACACACAUACAUACACACACACAAAGCCUCGCUGCAGAAGGAAGGGCUCUGGUGCUGAUGAACUGUGACCUCGAGGCGAUGGCAGCUGCUUUACCGGUUGGAUUUCCCAGCAGCGGCUCUCGUGUCUGCCGUCUUCACCUUUUUCCGCCCACCGAUCCCUCCGUGUUCGGACAGGCUAGCUAGAGCCACAACCUCCCUCCUUCGCCUUCCCUCUGCCUUACCAAUUUUUUUUUUAAAGUUGAGUUCUCAAACCGUGAUGCAGCCAAACAGAGUCUCUGAACUUUACAGCUACCCUCUCCUUCGCAUCGCCACUCUCGUUUCCAGCCCGCCAGCUGGAUUUGCGUUCAGGAUACCACACCGUUGGUUCGGUUCUGCCACGAAGAUUUCUCGUAGGUUUUUUUUUUUUUUAAAUCCUGUUCUGUUCCGGCGCGAAGAGCAUCCUGUAUUCUCUGGUUCACUGUAAAACAAAACCGCAAAGAAAAAUAAUAAUUUGUGACUUUGA